AUGUAUUUUGCGCACUUUGUGAUGAUGCUGGUGCUCUUUGGUUGUUCUCUGGGAAAGUCGUUUGUCCUCCAGCCCUCGGAGAAGGAACCUGCUGCUGCUACUGGCUCUGCCGUCCUCCACCCUGACAGGGGCCGUGGAGAGUUGUUGAAUGACAUCAGAAAGACCCUUGUUAGAGCCCUCAACCUGCAGCAGGAACCCCAGGUGGCGGCGGACAGACUGACUGCCAUCAGAGAGCAAUGGAAGACAGCAUUCUCUGCCAUCUCUCACAAGACCCAGGACAAAGCAGUGGCUGUACCCCAGGCUGAGGGUCCUGCAGCAGACAACCGUAGUGGUCUGAAAUGCUGUCCGCUGACCUCACAGAUCUUCCUGAAAGAUCUUGGCUGGGAGAACUGGGUUAUCUACCCUGAGAGUUUCACCUAUGUCCAGUGCUCACCCUGCAACUCCCAACUGGACCUGAGCCCCUCGCGCUGCCCAUCACACACUCCUCCCGCAAAGGACGCCCCCUCACAGAUGCCGUGCUGCCAGACCACUUCUACAGAGCAUGUGCCCUUCCUCUACAUGGAUGAGUUCAGCACCCUCACCAUCUCCUCUGUGCAGCUCACCCGUGCCUGCGGCCCAGGCAACCCCCAGCCGCCGGCUGAGGACUGA
Molecule: messenger RNA, 648 nt
Organism: Salvelinus namaycush (lake trout)
Lineage: Eukaryota; Metazoa; Chordata; Actinopteri; Salmoniformes; Salmonidae
Product: bone morphogenetic protein 7-like
Exons: 5
Coding region: 1-648 (215 amino acids)
Biological process (GO): SMAD protein signal transduction; BMP signaling pathway
Cellular component (GO): extracellular region
Molecular function (GO): growth factor activity; cytokine activity
Source: RefSeq, a predicted model, not a curated record